Molecule: messenger RNA, 6679 nt
Organism: Lampris incognitus (smalleye Pacific opah)
Lineage: Eukaryota; Metazoa; Chordata; Actinopteri; Lampriformes; Lampridae
Product: protein NLRC3-like
Exons: 13
Molecular function (GO): protein binding
Source: RefSeq, a predicted model, not a curated record
UGAAUUGUCAUUUCUUUGUGUAUGCAAGUACAUGUAAGAAAUGACAAUAAAUUGUUUCUGAUUCCUGAGAGGAUGCAGAUUUCAUUGUGCGAUGCUUAAAUGCUUUGUUAUGCUGGCUACCAGUAACAACUCACAGACAGUCAUGCGUUUGUGUUCUUUGUGUUUAUUUCAGAAACUAUAGAGAUAUGCUCCGUUAUGCUGUACCGUUUGUACUGCUGGAACUAUUACCACUCUGCAAGUAAAGGACUUAACUCAAACUGAUGAUUCUGUGCUCUCUGACCGGAGCCCUCUAGUGGUCAAUCAUCCAACCAACCAGUUUCAGGGGUCCAAUACCCAACAUUAUGUGCUGCUUUCAGAUUGGUAUCCAGACAGAACCAACAGCUGCCAACAGGUUAUAGUGUGUUGUCUCUCCUCGUUCUGCUGGUCUACACUCUGCUAUGAAUGUGUCUGAGGAGAGAGAGGAGGGAGGUUCUACCUCCAAAACCACUCUGUCUGGGGAACAUGACAGCCAGACCAAAGCUAAGAGUCCAGUCCAUCUGGAGAGACCAGUCUCCCCUGUACCCAGCUGUGUGUCCAUGAAGAGUGGCUGGUCUAUGGAUCCACCUGUUACAUUCAGAGAUGGACACCCCUCUACUGAACAGAGCAGGACCCAUCAGGAGAGACCAGGCUCUAGUCUGCAGCCCUCCCCGGCUCUGAAGAGGGGGCGGAGCAGCGACCGGGACGACUCGGGAGAGGGGGGGCCAAGUACAAUUCGGAGAAAAAAGGGGGGAAAUGAAAAAAGAGAAAAAGAGAGAGCAGACCCCCCUGUACCCAGCUGUGUGUCCAUGAAGAGUGACAGGUCUAUGGAUCCACCUCUUACAUUCAGAGAUGGACGCCCCUCUACUGAACAGAGCAGGACCCGUCAGGAGAGACCAGACCCCCCUGCACCCAGCUGUGUGUCCAUGAAGAGUGACCACUCUAUAGGACGAAUUAUUAAUUUCAAAGAUGGACACCCCUCUACUGAACAGAGAGACCACCAGGAGAGGUCAGAGGUUCUCAGUGGUCAGUCUGUCCAGGAGCAUCAAACAGACCUGGACUCCAUAUUUAUGCUGCUUGAGGAGAACAUUGUCACUUUUGUGAAGAAGGAGCUGAAGAGGUUCCAGAAGGUUCUGAGUUCAGAUUACCCAGAGUGCUUAGGGAGACAGAGGAAAGAGGAGGAGCAGAGCAGGAGUACCAGAGAGGCACUUCUGAAGAUCACCCAGCACUUCCUGAGGAGUAUGAAGCAGGAGGAGCUGGCUGCCCGUCUGGAGAGCAAAAUCCUUGUUCCCAUGUGCCGGAGUAACCUCAGAGCAGCUCUGAAGGAGAAGUUUCAGUGUUUGUUUGAGGGCAUCGCUAAACCAGGAGAGUCAACACUUCUGAAUCAGAUCUACACAGAGCUCUACAUCACAGAGGGAGGCAGUGGAGAGGUCAAUAAUGAACAUGAGGUCAGGCAGAUUGAAACAGCAUCCAGGAAACCAGCAAGACCAGAAACACUGAUCACAUGUGAGGACAUCUUUAAACCCUUACCUGGACAAGAUAAACCAAUCAGAACAUUGAUGACAAAGGGAGUGGCUGGCAUCGGGAAAACAGUCUUAACAAAGAAGUUCACUCUGGACUGGGCUGAAGACAAAACCAACCCCAAUAUACACUUCACAUUUCCAUUCACGUUCAGAGAGCUGAAUGUGCUGAAAGAUAAAAAGUUCAGCUUGGUGGGACUUCUUCAUCACUUCUUUAUUGAAACAAAAGAAGAAGGAAUCUGCAGCUUUGACGAGUUCCAUGUUGUGUUCAUCUUUGACGGUCUGGAUGAGUGUCGACUUCCUCUGGACUUCCAGAACAAUGAGAUCUGGACUGAUGUCACAAAGUCCACCUCAGUGGACGUGCUGCUGACAAACCUCAUCAAGGGGAAACUGCUUCCCUCUGCUCGCCUCUGGAUAACCACACGGCCUGCAGCAGCCAAUCAGAUCCCUCCUGAGUGGGUUGACAUGGUGACGGAGGUGAGAGGGUUCACUGAUCCACAGAAGGAGGAGUACUUCAGAAAGAGAUUCAGAGAUGAGGCGCAAGCCAGAAGAAUCAUCUCACACAUCAAGACAUCACGAAGCCUCCACAUCAUGUGUCACAUCCCAGUCUUCUGUUGGAUCACUGCUACAGUUCUGGAUCACGUGUUGGGAACAGAUGAGAGAGGAGAGAUGCCCAAGACCCUGACUGAGAUGUACAUCCACUUCCUGGUGGUUCAGUCCAUCCAGGGGAAUGUGAAGUAUCAUGGGAGAUCCGAGACAGAGCCACACUGGAAUACAGAGAGCAGGGAGACGAUUGAGUCUCUGGGGAAACUGGCCUUUGAACAGCUGGAGAAAGGCAACCUGAUCUUCUAUGAAGCAGACCUGACAGAGUGUGGCAUUGAUAUCAAAGCAGCCUCAGUGUACUCAGGAGUGUUCACACAGAUCUUUAAAGAGGAGUGUGGACUCUACCAGGACAAGGUCUUCUGCUUUGUCCAUCUGAGCAUUCAGGAGUUUCUGGCUGCUCUUUAUGUCUUUCUCUCAUUCAUCAAAACUAAAGCCAAUCUGCUGUCAGAAACCCAGUCAACCUCCUGCAGGUCUAAACCACUUGGAGAUAAACGUAAAAAACCAGACCUCUACCAGACAGCAGUGGACAAGGCCUUAGAGAGUCCAAACGGACAUCUGGACUUGUUCCUGCGCUUCCUCCUGGGCCUCUCACUGGAGCGCAGUUGGAAUCUCCUGCGAGGCCUGCUGGGAAAGGCAGGAAAUAAGUUAAAGACCAAUAAGAAAACAGUCCUGUACAUCCAGGAGAAGAUCAGGGAGGAUCUCUCUCCAGAGAGAAGCAUCAAUCUGUUCCACUGUCUGAAUGAACUGAAUGACCAUUCUCUAGUGGAGGAGAUCCAACAGUACCUGACAUCAGGAAGACUCUCCACAGACCAGCUCUCUCCUGCUCAGUGGUCAGCUCUGGUCUUCAUCUUACUGUCUUCAGAAAAGGAGCUGGAGGUGUUUGACCUGAAGAAAUACUCUGCUUCAGAGGAGGGUCUUCUGAGGCUGCUGCCAGUGGUCAAAGCCUCCAGUACAGCUCUGUUGAGUUACUGUAAUCUGUCAGAGAGGAGCUGUGAAGUUGUGUCCUCAGUCCUCAGCUCCUCCUCUAGUGUGAGAGAGCUGGACCUGAGUAACAAUGAUCUGCAGGAUUCAGGAGUCAAGCUGCUCUCUGCUGGACUGGGGAGUCCACAAUGUAGACUGGAAACUCUCAGGUUGUCGGGCUGUCUGGUCUCAGAGGAAGGUGUUUCUUCUCUGAUCUCAGCUCUGAGCUCCAACCCGUCCCAUCUGAGAGAGCUGGACCUGAGCUACAACCAGCCAGGAGACUCAGGAGGGAAGCUGCUCUCUGCUGGACUGGAGGAUCCACACUGGAGACUGGACUCUCUCAGGCUGGACCAUGCUGGAGGGUGCAGGUUGGAGCCGGGUCUGAGGAAGUAUGCCUGUGAACUCACACUGGACCCAAACACAGCACACAGACGCCUCCUUCUGUGUGAGGACAACAGAAAGGUGACAUGGGUGAAGGAGGAGCAGUCGUAUCCUGAUCAUCCAGACAGAUUUGACUCCUGGACACAGGUUCUAUGUAGAGAAAGUCUGACUGACCGCUGUUACAUGGAGGUACAGUGGGAAGGACUUGUUCAUAUAGGAGUGACUUACAGAGGAAUCACAAGGAGAGGAAGAGGUAAAGACUGUUUUCUUGGAUUUAAUGAAAAGUCCUGGAGUCUGAUGUGUACUAGUGAUAGAUACACUGCCUGUCAUAAUAAUAGAGACACAAAGAUAAGUAUCUCCCCCUCCUCCUCUGACAGAGUAGGAGUGUAUCUGGACUGGUCUGCUGGAACUCUGUCCUUCUACAGAGUCUCUUCUGACACCCUGACACACCUCCACACCUUCACCUCCACAUUCACUGAACCUCUCCAUGUUGGGUUUAGGGUGUGGUCACUUGGCUCCUCAGUGUGUGUGUGUUAGAUGGAGGAGGUAGAGACGCCUCCUGUGUCCUGGAGGAACACUCACACUCCUGCCCACACACACCUGCUGACAUGAUAGAUCACUCUGUACACACACACACACACACACACACACAGGUGUAGUUGGGUCCGAGGUGUUUGUGUUAUGUACCCAAACUAACACACAUAUCCAAACUAACACACAUACCCAAACUAACACACACACAUCCAAACUAACACACACAUCCAAACUAACACACAUACCCAAACUAACACACACAUCCAAACUAACACACAUACCCAAACUAACACACAUAUCCAAACUAACACACAUAUCCAAACUAACACACACAUCCAAACUACCACACAUACCCAAACUAACACACAUAUCCAAACUAACACACAUACCCAAACUAACACACAUACCCAAACUAACACACACAUCCAAACUACCACACAUACUCAAACUAACACACAUACCCAAACUAACACACAUAUCCAAACUAACACACAUACCCAAACUAACACACAUACCCAAACUAACACACACAUCCAAACUACCACACAUACUCAAACUAACACACAUACCCAAACUAACACACACAUCCAAACUACCACACAUACUCAAACUAACACACAUACCCAAACUAACACACAUAUCCAAACUAACACACAUAUCCACACUAACAUACAUACCCAAACCAACACACACAUCCAAAUUAACACACAUACCCAAACUAACACACAUACCCAAACUAACACACUGUCCUUUGCAAUACACACUGAAAAUGCAUAGAUUCAACUUCCAGUAGCAAAGUAAGCAGGAAUUGCCAAAGGGUUGAGCUUUGAAUACUUUGAGGGAUUAAAUCAUGCUUUACGUUAUGAUCUUUUAAGAUUUUUGAUACCUUCUCCACACAAUUUCUUUAUUAAUUUUACGGUGAAUCAUGUUCUUUUUUUAUCACUUUAGUUUUUAUUGAUGUUUUUAGGUCAAUCAUCCGUAUUCAGAAGUAAACAUUGAAUUAUCUACAUUUACUUGCACACAAGCCCAACAGGGCAACUCAAAACAAACAAACAAAAAAACACACAAAAAAAUGAACUACAUGAGCUUCCUGUGUUUCGUCUAACUUUCCAGUCUUAAGUGUUGUCAUGAAUUAUGUUGUCGCGUGUUUGCUCCUUAAACCAUGUCCAUUUCUUCCACUGGUCUUCCAUCCGAGGUACUGUAAGUCUCAAUCGAUGAGUCAGUUUUUCCAUUGUAUGAAUGUCCUCCACUAUUUCCAUCCAUUGUCCUUGUGUGGGGGCGUCCACCUGGCACCAUUUUCUUGUGAUUGCCUUCUUAGCCGCAAUCAGCAGUAUCUUAACCAAACAUCUAUCACUUGGCCCUAUAUCGUCGUUUUUAAAAUUACAGAAACAGAGGGUCAUAUAGCUCUUAGGGAAGUCAUAUCCCAGUACCUUUUGUAUUGCAUCAUGUACCAUCUCCCAAAACAUCGCUAUCUUAUUACAUUUCCAAAAUAUAUGCGAGUGGUCUACAUCCUCUGUUCCACAUUUCCUCCAGCAUGACAGUUUGGUGCUGGAGUAUCUAUUUUUGAUUUUUGGUGUAAUAAAAAAACGUAUCAGAUUUUUCCAGGAGAAUUCCCUCCAUAUCCCCGAACUAGUGGAGGAUUGAUGAACUUUCCACAUAUUCUGCCAGUCCUCCUCUGUAAUUUCUGUGUCAAAUUCUAAUUCCCAUUUUUCUUUUAUAUACUAUGUAGUUGAGUGUUUAUUAGUUGUGAGAGCUUGAUAUAGUACAGAUAUAGUCCUAGAUUUUCUCCCUUUAUAUGCGUUAAUUAUAAUUUGAAUCACACUGUUCACCUCCAUGGAGGGUCCUCUCCUGAUACGUUUGUUGUAAUAAUCCCUUAAUUGUAAAUAUCUAAAGAAGUCAUGAUUCUCCAAAUCAAACUUGACUUUCAUACCCUGAAAACUCUCCAUCUCCCCUUUUUCCUCUAGAGUGCACCAUGCUGUGAUUCCCCAGUUAACCCACAAUUUGAAAACUGUAUCAUGCCUCGCUGGAGUAAAGUCUCUAUCAUAUGCUACCCAUCUCAAUAACUGUAUCUCAUCUUGUAAUUUGUUGAUUUUAAUCAAUUUAAACCAUAACCCCAGUGUAAAUAAUGUGACUGAAUCCAUGUGGGUUUUUGUUUUCUUGUAUACUUCUUUAUCUCCUAAAAUAUUCUGAAUAGGGUACCCACCAUAUUCCCUUUCCAUGACUUUCCACUUUGCCAUGUAAUCUUGCCUACGCCAGUCAACAGCAUAUCUCAGCUGGGCAGCUUUGAAAUAUUCUUUUAGAUUUGGUAAACCCAUACCUCCCUUUUCCUUUGAGAGUUGGAGAGUUUCAUACCUUACUCUGGGCUUCUUCCCUCCCCAAAUAAAUUUAGAUAUUGUCCUAUCCCACCUAUCAAAUUGAGCUUGAGUCACCUCUAAAGGCAACGAUUGGAAUAGGUAAAGAAGCCUUGGUAGAAUAUUAAUUCUAACUGUCUCAAUUCUUGAGCUGAAGUCAAGUGGCAGAGUGGACCAUCUAUCAGUAUCCUUUUGCAUCACAUCGUUGAUCUUGCCGUAAUUUGCUUUAUGUAAUUUAGACAAUUCCUUGGUAAUGUAAAUUCCCAAAUAUUUGCUUUUGUUUAGAUUCCAAUUAAAGUCAAAAUUUCCCUUGAA